This is a messenger RNA of Pochonia chlamydosporia 170, 690 nucleotides long. RefSeq names its product NADH(P)-binding domain-containing protein. The record is from RefSeq and is a predicted model, not a curated record. Gene Ontology annotation, cellular component: cytoplasm. Bases 1 to 690 code for a protein of 229 amino acids. Lineage: Eukaryota; Fungi; Ascomycota; Sordariomycetes; Hypocreales; Clavicipitaceae. Gene Ontology annotation, biological process: import into nucleus. The transcript is spliced from 2 exons.
AUGACAACCGCAGCAGUAUUCGGUUCCACCGGCGCCGUAGGAUCCCAGAUCCUGGCCACGUUGCUCGCCGCAGACACCUUCUCAUCCGUCAAGACCAUUUCAAGACGCAUCCCCAGCGCACAGUCCCCGAAGCUCCAAGCCCUCGAAGAGGCAGACACCUCAAAAUGGGGCGGGAUGAUUGCCUCCCUGGCACCCAAGCCAGCCGUCGUGUUCAACGCCGUUGGCACCACGCGAGCCACAGCAGGUGGAAUCCAGAACCAAUGGAAGAUUGACCAUGACUUGUGCAUCAAGAACGCCAAGGCAGCAAAGGAGGCGGGUGUCAAGACAUACGUAUUCAUCUCAAGUGCCGGGACGAGGGGCUUUUUGUCUGGCUACGUGCCGUACUCGAAGAUGAAGGUUGGCGUGGAGGAUGCCAUCAAGGAGCUUGACUUUGAGCACGCAAUCAUCCUUAGACCGGGGAUGAUUAUUGGAAGAGAAAAGUCCAAGGCCCCGGUGUUUGAGAGCAUCGUUGGUAACUUGAAUAAGCUGGGACAGUGGGCGCAGGACUGGAUUGGUCAGGAUCAAACCAUCAUUGGGAGAGCAGCGGUAUCGGCGGCUACUGCUGCUGGGGAGGGAAAAGCGCCGUCAAAGUUUUGGGUUGUUGAACAGGCUGACAUUGUUAGGCUUGGAAGGGAGGAAUGGAAGCAGUAG